Monopterus albus (swamp eel) is the source of this 2035-nucleotide messenger RNA. Its product is annotated as keratin, type I cytoskeletal 19-like. Bases 187 to 1497 code for a protein of 436 amino acids. The record is from RefSeq and is a predicted model, not a curated record. Gene Ontology annotation, cellular component: cytoskeleton. Lineage: Eukaryota; Metazoa; Chordata; Actinopteri; Synbranchiformes; Synbranchidae. Gene Ontology annotation, molecular function: structural molecule activity. The transcript has 9 exons.
CUGUCUUCCACACCACGUCACUAAAGCUACAUACACAUCUAUUAGGUAAAACUUGACCUGCAUGCCACACAGUCUGAGGGAUAUGACCGCCCUCAGACUCCUAUAAAAUGCCCAGGUGUCUCAGACAGAGGCACUCCUUGUAGACUCCAGCUCCAACCAGCCCUGUGCCAGCUCCAACCUCUCACCAUGCCUGUCUCUCUCAGCUACAGCUCCCGCAGCGUCUCCGGCUCCAGCGGAGGGGCUCCGUUUUUCGGCAACCAAACCCGCAUCUCCGCCGACGGCCCUUUCCAGAGCCGUGCGCCCAGCGUGUACGGGGGCGCGGGAGGUUACGGGACCCGCAUCUCCCAGAGCUCCUCGGGCUUUUCCUCCGGGUUACUCAUCCCGUACGGCGAUGCUGCAGUGAUCACCAGUGAGAAGGCGACCAUGCAGAACCUCAACGACCGCCUGGCCUCCUACCUGCAGAAGGUGCACUCCCUGGAGGAGGCCAACAGGAAGCUGGAGCUGCAGAUCAGAGAGUUCUAUGCGAAUAAAUCAGUUGCUUCCAGAGACUUCACUCGCUACUUUGCCAUCAUCAGUGAACUCCAAGCUCAGAUUGCUAAGAGAGUGUCAGAGAAUCAAAAUAUCAUCCUGAGGAUUGACAACGCUCAGCUGGCUGCAGAUGACUUUAAAAUGAAAUAUGAGGCCGAGCUGAGCAUGCGUACGAUGGUGGAGGGCGAUGUGUCUCGUCUCCGGGGGGUCCGGGACAACUUGACUCUUAGCAUCAGUGACCUGGAGAUGCAGAUACAAGGUCUGAAAGAGGAGCUGGUGUACCUGAAGAAGAACCACGAGGAGGAGAUGCGUCAGCUGAGGAGCCAGCAAACUAAUACUGUGAAUGUAGAGGUGGACAGUAAAGAAUCUGCUGAUCUGAUAAAGAUCCUGGAGGAGAUGAGGGAGCGGUAUGAAGCUGUGGUGCUAUCGAACAAGCAGGAAGCUGAGAAAUGGUUUAAACUGAAGCUGGAGGGUCUCCAGACGCAAAUCGUUAGUCACACAACAGAGGUGAAGACACAUCACAUGCAGCUGUCAGAGCUGAAGAGGACCUACCAGAGUUUGGAGAUAAGUCUGCAAAGUGUCCUCAAAGAGAUUCAGUGCCUGCAGCAGAAUCUGGAGGAGGUGAACGAUCGAUACAACAGUCAGCUCAGCCAGCAGCAGAUGAUCAUCAACACCCUGGAGAUAGAGCUGCAGCAGCUGCGAGCUUCAAUCCAGCAGCAGCAAGCCGAGUACAGCCUGCUGCUGGACAUCAAGAUGAGGCUGGAGCUGGAAAUCGCAGAGUACAGGAGGCUGCUGGAGGGCGAGUACGGACAAAAAAAGCAAUGGCUCAUCAGCAAGGUGACCCAAGAAAAAACAGUGGAGGAACAUAAACCCCACGUCGAGAGGAGAGUGAAGACCAUUGUGGGGGAGGUUGUUAAUGGAGAAGUGGUGGCCACCUCGGUUGACACCAAAGUACAGGACAUCCAGUAACGCCUCUGCUCCAUGAAACCAAGACGUUUUGAUAAUUUGGCCCCUAAAUCAUCAAUAAACUCCUAUCAUACUUAAUAAUACUAUUUUCUGAGAAUCAGUUGUUACCAACAGUUUCAAAAUGCUCUUUCAAUUUCAAGUUUUGCUGUUUACAAAAAAUUUCAAACACCUCUGUUUCUUAAGGGGAUUUCCUUGGUAUUUUUUUUUGUUUUUGUUUUCUUUGAUUACAGUUAUGUAGCAAAACUGAGCAAACGUGACCUUUCCGUGGUGAAUUGAUAUGUAAGAGACAAACAUAUGAUUAAAAGUAAGAAAAUAAAGAUAUAGAUGUGUGCCCCAAUUGUAAAUAUGCAAUUACAAGUGUAUUACAAAUCAAAAAGGUGGAUUACAGGUUGAACAUAGUCUUUUCAAAGCAUAAUUGAAUCAUAGAUGUAACCUAGUUGUAGAACAACAUGACUUUUUGUACAAAUAACACAGUGAGUUCUAAUAUGAUAACUCUGUUUUUGUUUGCUCAAGGUGUGUCUGUGUUUGUCUUGUGUGAAUA